UACUGUUGUCAACAAAGCUGGAGGGAACUUUAAUGACGUAGUUCCUGCAACGAUCUCCCCUCACACAACCUGUCCGACUGGAACCAAGAUGUCGCUCUCCUUCAACCACCGCGUUUCAAUGUUAUGCAGAGCGGCUAGGGCUUCUUUACAGCUGUACAGACAUCAGCCGAAGACAACCAGCAAUGUCUCUCUAUUACGAACAGUGUGUAGCUCAGUUGGAGAACAGAAGCAUAAAGUGGAGGAGUCGGAAGCUGAAUACAAAUUUGUAGAAAGACUAAUUCCACCAUCGCGAGUGCCUACUCCACCUAAACGCGAUGGUCCUGCCCCGUCAGGAUGGACCCCUCCAGCAGAGGUGGUUCCUGCGUUGCCGUACAUGAUCCGCCGCUCGCGCAUGCACAACAUCCCUGUGUACACUGACAUCACACACGGCAGUCGAAGAACGACACUCUUACGCAAGGUAGAAGGAGACAUCUGGGCUCUUGAAAAGGAUGUGAAAGAAUACCUCAAAGAAGUUACAGGCAAAGACCUUCCAACACAGGUCAAUGAGGUGACCAUGACAGUUCGAGUCAAAGGCCACUUUGAUCAAGAACUGAAAGAGUGGCUGCUGAAGAAGGGAUUCUAACAGGACAAGUGGGUCAGUCAAGUGAGGGGAAGCCCAUUGCUAAGUCACUGCAAUUCUACAGUAACUUCUCAGAGGAAGAGACGACUUCAUGAUUCACAGACGUAAACAUUAAUGCUGUCAGACAUCCAACUGUUGUCUGACUACAAUAUGAAGCUUGUCCAAGAUGUCAAGAAAAAGUAUUUAUAUGUAACACAACAAACAAAUGUAGUUCAAAACAUCAGUUGUCUUUGAUAUGUUAUUUUAUAAUAAAUACAUACUCCGUUGCAAA
This is a messenger RNA of Hypomesus transpacificus, 890 nucleotides long. It is a transcript of the gene mrpl49, whose product is annotated as mitochondrial ribosomal protein L49. The record is from RefSeq and is a predicted model, not a curated record. Gene Ontology annotation, biological process: translation. Gene Ontology annotation, molecular function: structural constituent of ribosome. Bases 89 to 622 code for a protein of 177 amino acids. Lineage: Eukaryota; Metazoa; Chordata; Actinopteri; Osmeriformes; Osmeridae. Gene Ontology annotation, cellular component: mitochondrial large ribosomal subunit; ribosome. The transcript is spliced from 4 exons.